Molecule: messenger RNA, 2515 nt
Organism: Pollicipes pollicipes
Lineage: Eukaryota; Metazoa; Arthropoda; Thecostraca; Pollicipedomorpha; Pollicipedidae
Product: negative elongation factor B-like
Biological process (GO): negative regulation of transcription elongation by RNA polymerase II
Cellular component (GO): nucleus; NELF complex
Source: RefSeq, a predicted model, not a curated record
GGAUGAGCGCCUAAUGCGAGGAAGAGGGCGUUUUGCUGAUAUCACGUGGCCAACUGAGUGAGCCAUGUCCGGAGGUGGACUCGAAGAAAUCGGUAUUCCGGGAAAGGAGUACCUCAGAAAGGCCCUGACAAGCUGUUCAGAUCCUUUGAAGGCAAUUGGUGACUUUCAGGCCGAGAAUGGCAUCCUGCUGCCGUCGCUGCGGCCGAUGCUGCCGCUGCUCGACCUGCACGGCGUCAAGCGGUUCGAGUUCCACAUGUCCGUCAUGGAGUCCUGUUGCGAUAAGCUGAUCCAGCAGAUCAACGCCAUUGCGGCUGGGGGCCGCGAGCGGGACAAGAAGCUGCGCGACCUCCUGCACAAGUCGUUCCCGGUCAUCAGGUUCAAGACGCUGCGGCCCGUCGUCAUGGCCAUCCUCAAACACACCGAGGUGGACCACAAGUUCCUCAAGGUCUUGGUGCGUGACAAGGAGCUCUACAACGACCUGGACACGGAGGUGAAGCGCCAGAUCUGGACGGAUCACCAGACGCUGUUCGGAGACGAGGUGUCGCCGCUCUUCAUCCAGUACGUGCAGGAGAAGGAGGCGGCGCUGCUCACACACACCAACCUCACCAACUUCUUCGACCUGACGCCCAAGGUGCGGCGGCAAGGCGAGAUCAUCCAGAAGAUCGUGCACAUGAUCGGCCACAGCGUCAAGCUUUACGACAUGGUGCUGCAGUUUCUGCGCACGCUCUUCGUCAAGACGCGCAACGUUCACUAUUGCACUCUGCGUGCGGAGCUGCUGAUGGCCCUGCACGACCUCGAGAUCCAGGAGAUCGUCGACGUGGACCCGUGCCACAAGUUCACCUGGUGCCUGGACGCCUGUAUCCGGGAGCGGACCGUGGACAACAAGCGCGGCCGCGAGCUGCAGGGCUUCCUCGACUCGAUCAGGAAGGGCAACGAACAGAUCCUCAGCGACCUGUCUAUGAUCCUGUGCGACCCGUUCGCCGUCAACUUCCUGGCGACGUCGGCGCUGAAGAUCCUGGCGCAGCUCAUCAACAACGAGAGCCUGCCGCGCGAGCACACUGUGCUGCUGCUGCUGCUGCGCAUGCUGGAGCUGGGCCUACACGCCUGGGACAUGAUCGACCGGCAGGAGUUCCGCGAGCCGCGGCUGGACCCGCAGGUGGUCACCAAGUUCGUGCCGUCGCUCGUCUCGCUCAUCGUCGAUGACCAGGUGCGCGCGCUCAACCAGAAGCUGCCGCCUGACGAGCGGGCCUCGGCCAUCACCAUCAUCGAGCACUCGGGCCCACCGCCGGACGCCUACCAGGCGUACAUAACCGAGUCGAGCGUGGCCUGCCUGCUGGCCGUCUACUACACGCUGCAGACGGCGCGCAGUCGCGACCGCGUGGGUCUGAUGCGCGUGCUCGGCUGCCUGUCGGCCAGCGAGGGCGACCGCGCCUUCGACGACACCUUCCUGCACACACUGGUGACGCUGCUGAUCGGGAUGUCGGACGAGCUCGCCACCGAGGACUUCUGCACCGUUAUCUUCGACGAGUUCUUCUUCACGGCGCUGGCCCGCGAGAACGUAGUGCAGCAGCUGGGCAAGCUUCUGUGGCACACGCAUGCCAAGUUGCCGCACGCGCGCCGCGAGACCCUCAUGCAGGCGCUUCACCAUCAGCCCAACCUGCGGCCGCUGCUGGAACAGCUGCGGGAGAAGAUGGAAAAGGAUGAGUGCGACGUCGAGAUGGCGCCACCGCCGCCGCCCGCCGACUCCCCGCUGAUAUCGGUACCGACGCCAGCGCCGCACCGCGCCAUGCAGUACCCAUCCGAAGAGAAGGCGGAGGAGGAGUCCGGCUGCGGCCGCUCGGAGCCGUUCAGGCCCACCUGCUGGGACUUCAGCACGCCGUUCCUGUACGUGCUCUCUCUGGCCGCCAGCCUGAUGAGCAUCGUGCCGAUGGGCCGCGUCACCUUCAUCUGGCAGAACCGCGCCGGCCGGAGCAACUUCGCCAUCUGCCCUCUGUACGCGGCGGCGCGGGACCGCGACAGCUGGGGCCAGCACGACAGCAGCGCCUGCUACGUGGCCACGUUCGUGCCGGUGGCGCCGCUGGCCGUGGCGCUCUGCCUGUGCGUGUACACGCUGGCGGCGGUGGUGUACGCGGAGCGCAGCCGCCAGCGCCGCUCGGUCGCCGGCGACGUCACCACCUGCGUCACCACGCUGGUCACGUGCGCCCUGUGCCUGGCGCAGGUUGGCAUCCUCACGGACGGCGUGCGCAACACCUGCUUCGGCUUCCAGGUGGAGGACUUCGAGUACGAGGGCAAGGUGCGCAUGAGCAGCUUCAACGAGGUACUCACCUGCCGCCAGGGGUUCGACACCAAGGACCGCGACCACAUGAUCACGGCGAUGGACACAUACGGCCAGCUGAUAACGGCGAUGGUCGGCUCCUGGAUCAACGCCAGCGUCUGGCUGCUGCUGCUGUUCGUGGCGUGCUCGCGAGCCUGCCACUGUCGUGGGUCCGACUCGGAGGAUCGCCGUCUGGACUAG